CGUGUGGACGUAUUCUAUUACAUUCAGAUCAGGCAACAGCUCUCAGUGGCGGGGCACCCAGAGAGAUGCAGUGCAGUCGGUAGUACAUUCAUAUUUAAUACUGCAUAUGUCUGCCUAACACAUCAUACUGAUCAGACCUAUUAGUAGGAGGAAUCUUUUCUCCUCUGUCUCAGUGCUCUGAGGGAAAGGUAGACUUAUUUGAUUUUGAUGGAUGGCACAGAGGAGCAAGAUUCUCACCUGAAAUUGAUCAUUGUCAUGGACAUUUUUCAUCUGCAGAUAAUUAGAUCUAAUUUUACCUGAGUUGGCAUGAGUGUAGUUGUAUCACACCCAUCUCUAGGCACAUUACAGCCUUCCACUUCCUGAAAUGAUGAUCUCCAGCCAAAUAACAGAACCACACCCACCUUUCUCUCCUCUCUGUUUAAAGCAGUUGUAAUCUGCCAAUAGAAUUUUGCCACCAGACAUUUUUUCUCCUCCAAAUAACAAUUACAUAUUAUAUCGGACAUAACGCAGAUGUUAACCUCCAAUCAGAUCUCAUUAUCUGUUCUGACCCCUCAGGCCUUUCUCAUGUUAGUGGCUAGCUGUUCACUCUGAAGGCGCAGGAUGAAAAGAUGGCACAGCUGCUUGUACCACCAGGUCCAGACAGCUUCCGCCCCUUUAGUCGCGAGUCCCUCAAAGCCAUCGAGAGCCGUAUCACAGAGAACGCCAAGAAGCCCAAGGCAGAGAAGAGAAAACACGAUGAUGAGAAUGAGCCCAAGCCCAGUCGUGACCUGGAGGCGAGCACCUCCCUCCCUCUUCUGUAUGGGGACACUCCUAAAGGCCUGGUGUCGACACCACUGGAGGACCUGGAUCCCUACUACUGCAAUCAGAAAACUUUUAUAGUAAUAAACAAAGGAAAUGUCAUCUUCCGCUUCAACGCCGCUCCUGCCUUGUACCUCCUGAGCCCCUUCAACCUCCUUAGAAGAAUAUCAAUAAGGAUUUUGGUGCACUCAUUGUUUAGUAUGCUAAUCAUGUGCACUAUCGUCGCCAACUGUGCAUUUAUGACACUGAAUGGACCGCCUGAUUGGGCAAAGAAUGUCGAGUACAUGUUCACCGGAAUUUAUACGCUUGAAUCCGUCAUUAAGAUUUUAGCUCGAGGGUUCUGCAUAGGAAAGUUCACUUUUCUAAGAGAUCCCUGGAACUGGCUGGAUUUCAGUGUAAUUGUCAUGGCGUAUUUAACAGAGUUUUUAAACCUAGGCAAUUUUUCAGCACUUCGCACAUUCAGAGUGCUAAGAGCUUUUAAAGCUAUUUCAGUUAUCCCAGGCCUGAAGACCAUCGUUGGUGCAUUGUUCCAGUCAGUGAAGAAGCUGGCAGAUGUGAUGAUUCUCACCGUCUUCUGCUUGAGCGUCUUUGCCCUCAUAGGGUUGCAACUGUUUAUGGGACAUUUAAAGCAAAAGUGUAUACGGACAAUUGAAAAUUCCACCUCAUCUUACAAUGGGACCGACAUAAAUGGAACAGAAAAAAGCAGUUUUGACUGGGAAGCGUACACGCUCAACACCAGUAAUUAUUAUGUUCUUCCAAACAAACGAGAUCCACUGCUUUGUGGAAAUGGCAGCGAAGCUGGGAAGUGUCCAGAGGGGUUUACUUGCCUCAGAGCGGGAAAGAACCCAGACUAUAAUUACACCAGCUUUGACUCCUUUGGUUGGGCCUUCCUCUCUCUCUUUAGACUGAUGACACAGGAUUACUGGGAAAACCUGUACCAGCAGACGCUGCGGGCAGCUGGGAAGCCCUACAUGAUUUUCUUUGUGCUGGUGAUAUUCCUUGGUUCCUUUUACCUGAUCAACUUGAUCUUGGCAGUAGUAGCCAUGGCCUACGAGGAGCAGAGCCAGGCCACCAUAAAGGAGGCGUUGGAGAAGGAGGAAGAGUUUCAGGCCAUGCUUGAGCAGCUGAAACGGCAGCAGGAGGACGCUCAGGCCGCAGCAACUGCAGCUGCAGAGAGCGGGGAGGCCAGCGAUAAAGCCACUGGCCCUGAGAGCUCCUCUGACAGCUCCAAGCUUAGCUCCAAAAGUGCCAAAGACAGACGCAACAGACGAAAAAAGAAGAAGGAGGAGGAGGGCAAAGGGGCUGAUGAGAAGGAUCCUAAAUCUGAGUCGCAGGACAGUAUGAGGAAAGGUCGCUGCCGCUUCUCUGUGGAUGCAAACCAACUCAACUAUGACAUGAAAGGCUCAUCCGCACAUCAGUCCUUUCUGAGUUUUCGUGGACCCGUCUUCUCAUCCAGACGGAACAGCAGGACCAGCCUUUUCAGUUUCCGAAACCAAGCGCAGGACAUGGGCUCAGACAAUGAGUUUGCGGAUGAUGAGAACAGCAUUUUUGAGGACAACCUGAGUCGGAGGGAUUCUUUUUUUCUUCCGAGAGGUUGCGAUCGGCGCAGCAGCAAUAUGAGCCAACGCAGUUUCUUGUCGCAUCUACUUUCACCCAAUGGGAUCAAGCACAGCUCGGUAGACUGCAAUGGCGUUGUUUCUCUAGUGGGUGGGAAUUCACUCCCAUCGUCACCUGUGGGGCUCCCUCUGCCUAAAGUGACGGUAGAUAUGGCCUCCGCUGGAGACAAUGCUGACAGUACUGACACAGAGUACAGACAGGCCAGUGGAGGAACACACCAGGAGUUUAUGGACCUCCUCGAUGGCCCAGAGGCCAGACAGAGAGCACUCAGUAUAGCUAGUGUCAUAACCAGCACUAUGGAGGAGCUUGAAGAUUCGAGGCAGAGGUGUCCUCCUUGUUUGUACAAUCUUGCCCACACCUUCCUGAUCUGGGAAUGUUGUCCAGCAUGGCUGAAGAUCAAGAGGGUGAUGAAACUAUUUGUGACGGAUCCAUUUGUGGACCUAGCCAUCACCAUCUGCAUUGUACUCAACACAUUGUUUAUGGCCAUGGAGCAUUAUCCAAUGAGCCUCAGUUUCAUCAACAUGCUGUAUGUUGGCAAUGUGAUAUUCACUAGCAUCUUCACGGCUGAAAUGGUCCUCAAGAUCAUUGCUAUGGACCCAUACUAUUACUUCCAGGAGAAAUGGAAUAUUUUUGAUGGAAUCAUUGUCACGUCAAGCUUGAUGGAGCUUUUUUUGGAAAACGUGGUUGGCAUGUCUGUUCUGAGGUCAUUCAGAUUGCUAAGAGUAUUCAAGUUGGCUAAAUCGUGGCCCACACUUAACACUCUGAUCAAAAUAAUUGGUAAUUCAGUGGGGGCUUUGGGCAACCUGACGCUGGUGUUGGCCAUUAUCGUCUUCAUCUUUGCUGUGGUCGGCAUGCAGCUGUUUGGAAAAUACUACAAGGACUGUGUGUGUAGAAUCUCUAUCGAUUGCACACUUCCCCGUUGGCACAUGAGUGACUUCUUUCAUUCAUUCCUCAUUGUGUUCCGAGUGCUUUGUGGAGAGUGGAUAGAGACCAUGUGGGACUGUAUGGAGGUGGCUGGGACCCACAUGUGCAUCACUGUCUACAUGAUGGUCAUGGUUAUCGGAAACCUUGUGGUGCUGAACCUGUUCCUGGCCCUGCUUUUGAGUUCAUUCAGUGCUGACAAUCUGGCAGCGACGGAGGAUGACAGCGAUAUGAACAACUUGCAGCUGGCCAUUACACGGAUUCACAAAGGCAUUGCCUUUGUCAAAUCCCUGCUUCGAAGCAGCUGCACCAGUGUCUGUCUCAGGAGAAAGAAGAAAGGGACAGCCGAGGACAAAUCUCUGGAUGAGCUCAACAAACCUUUAGGGCCGAAUGGUAUCCCCAACAGUACCAUCAAAGACUUUCCCAGGAACGGAAAUGGGGAUGUGACCGGAGUGGACAAAAAUGGAGACAAGUACAUAGUCAGCAGCAAGAGUGAUGAUUCUAUAAUGUCUUUCAUCAACAAUCCCAGUUUGACUGUCACAGUUCCUAUUGCUGUGGGAGAGUCUGACUUUGAAAACCUCAACACUGAGGACUUCAGCAGUGCCUCGUCUGAUGCAGCAGGAUGCCAUGUGAUUGGAGAUGACCAGCUCAGCUCCUCUGAGGGCAGCACAAUAGACUUUGGGCCAGGCGGGGAGGGAGGAGAGUCUGUAGACAUUGAAUUGGAAGAAUCUAUGGAACCUGACGGCUGCUUUCCUGAUGGCUGGGUGCAAAAGUUCAAGUGCUGCCAGGUAAAUGCGGAAGUGGGCUGGUGGAAGGUGUGGUGGAUGAUUAGAAAGACCUGUUUCCGGAUCGUGGAGCACAACUGGUUUGAGAGCUUCAUCAUCUUCAUGAUCCUGCUUAGCAGUGGAGCGCUGGCCUUUGAGGAUGUCUACAUUGAGAAGAGGAAGACCAUUAAAACAAUUUUGGAAUUUGCAGACAAAAUAUUCACCUACAUCUUCAUUCUGGAGAUGUUACUGAAGUGGGUGGCGUAUGGAUAUGCCAAGUAUUUUACAAAUGCCUGGUGCUGGCUGGACUUUCUCAUUGUUGAUGUCUCACUGGUCAGUAUGGUAGCCAAUGCCAUGGGAUAUUCUGAACUCGGUCCCAUCAAGUCUCUUCGAACUCUGCGAGCUCUGAGGCCGCUGAGAGCCUUGUCACGGUUUGAAGGCAUGAGGGUGGUUGUCAAUGCCCUGCUUGGAGCCAUUCCUUCCAUCUUCAAUGUGCUGCUGGUAUGUCUCAUCUUCUGGCUUAUCUUCAGCAUCAUGGGAGUGAACCUAUUUGCAGGAAGGUACGGCCAUUGUGUCGACAAACUCUCAAAUAAGGAUUUCCCGGUGUCUGUGGUGAAAAACCAGUCAGAUUGUAUACGUAUGGGCAACAACGCUCGCUGGAAGAACUUCAAAAUCAACUUUGACAAUGUUGGCAUGGGUUACCUUGCACUGCUGCAAGUGGCUACAUUCAAGGGCUGGAUGAAUAUCAUGUAUGCUGCUGUGGACUCUCAAAGCAAGCAAAAUGAACAACCAGAAUACGAGAUCAACCUGAAGAUGUACCUGUAUUUUGUUGUUUUCAUCAUAUUUGGAGCCUUCUUCACACUCAAUCUCUUUAUUGGUGUCAUCAUAGACAAUUUCAAUCAGCAAAAGAAAAAGUUUGGAGGUCAAGACCUCUUCAUGACUGAAGAACAGAAGAAAUACUACAAUGCCAUGAAAAAGCUGGGAUCAAAGAAACCACAAAAGCCUAUUCCUCGGCCAUCAAACAAAAUUCAAGGAUACAUCUUUGACUUAACCACAAAACAAGCAUUCGAUAUAAUAAUUAUGGUUCUCAUAUGGCUUAAUAUGGUAGCCAUGAUGGUGGAAACUGAAGAUCAAUCUCAAGAAAAGGCCAAGAUUCUCCACAAAAUUAAUGUAGUUUUCAUUAUGGUCUUCACCGGAGAGUGUUUGUUGAAGAUGAUUGCUCUUCGCUAUUACUUUUUCACAAACGGUUGGAAUGUAUUUGAUUUCAUCGUCGUCGUCCUGUCGAUCAUUGGCAUGUUUCUCUCUUCUCUGAUCGAGAAGUAUUUUGUUUCACCGACCUUGUUCAGAGUCAUUCGCUUGGCCCGGAUUGGCCGUGUCCUGCGGCUUAUUAAAAGUGCCAAAGGAAUCCGCACACUCCUGUUUGCCUUGAUGAUGUCACUUCCUGCCUUGUUCAACAUCGGUCUCUUACUCUUCUUGGUGAUGUUUAUCUAUGCCAUCUUUGGCAUGUCAAACUUUGCUUACGUCAAGAGGGAAUCAGGCAUCGAUGACCUUUUCAAUUUUGAGACAUUUGGCAACAGCAUGAUCUGUUUGUUCCAGAUCACGACUUCAGGAGGGUGGGAUGGCCUACUUGCUCCCAUUCUCAACAAACAUGAAGACGAUUGUAACAGUACCAAAGAGCAUCCUGGCAGCCAUAUUAAGGGAGACUGUGGGAAUCCUACUGUGGGGAUCGCCUUCUUUGUGAGCUACAUCAUCAUCUGUUUCCUGGUUGUGGUGAAUAUGUACAUUGCAGUUAUCCUAGAAAACUUCAGUGUGGCCACCGAGGAGAGCGCGGACCCACUAAGUGAGGAUGAUUUUGAAACGUUUUAUGAGGUCUGGGAAAGGUUUGAUCCUCAUGCAACACAGUUCAUGGAGUACAAAAGGCUGUCUGAAUUUGCAGAUGCUCUGGACCCACCAUUACGCAUUGCCAUGCCUAACAAGAUGGAACUGAUCUCUAUGGAUUUGCCCAUGGUGAGUGGUGAACGCAUUCACUGCCUGGACAUCCUGUGUGCAUUUACGAAACGUGUUCUGGGGGAGGGCGGGGAGAUGGACAUUCUAAGGGGGGAGAUGGAGGAGCGCUUCCUGGCCUCCAAUCCUUCAAAAUUGUCCUUUGAACCCAUCACUACCACCCUCCGCCGCAAACAAGAGGACACAUCCGCCACUAUCAUCCAAAGGGCCUUCAGGGAGUAUAUAAAGAAACAUGCUGCUACAAAUCCCUCUAACACAUCCACAGAUAAGAUUGAAGAGGAUGAAACACACAUUGGCAAAGGGUAUCCUGUCACGGACAAACUCCAAGACAUUUCUAGUGCCGAGAAAAGCGAAUUGAUUCCUUCGACAGCCCAUCAACCUUCAUGUAACAAUGUGACAACAAAUGGAAAAAACAAAUAUGAAAAAGACAAAAGUGAAAAGGAGGUUGAGGGCAAAGACGUCGGAGAGCAAUAGAAGUAAAAUAAUGCUGGAGAUGCAAGAAAGACAUUUUAAUUAAUGACAACAUGUUUACAACCUUUGAAAGUGAAAAAUGCAUCCAUUGGACUCCCCUCCUUAGUUUGGAUAUCUAUGCCAAACUGACCAUGCUUACUUGAGUCUAACGGUUAGAGUGGACAAUAGCUCAUACAGACUGUAGUCAAUUUUGUGGACAACUUUUGGUGGUGUUCAGGAGCAUAGACGCCUUUUGGCUAAAAGAAACAGUAGUUAAUGCUUUAACUUCUACUGCAGCUAGUUCUGCUACCCAGUGUCUUGAAUUAUUGUUAUAUCACUGACUGUUGUAUUACUUUACCUACCUUUUAUUCAGGCAGAGAAAAACAAAACAGUUUUUACAUGACUACUUUUAGACAUCAUAGUUUGAUUAAUUGAACUUGUAUACACUUUUUGUUUGACCUUUUGAAAGGGUUGUUCCUUCGGGGGUUGUCUUUACAACAAGCAGCCCCGCCUCAAGACGUGUCUUGCUUGGCGCUUAGAACACGUGAGACCAUGUUGGAGUUGCUGCAGUUAGUGAGAUAUGUAGACCUGCAUGAAUGUUUCUCCAUAUGCAUGCCAGAGUGUACUAUUUUCAUCGUAUGCUUCAUGGUGCGAAAAAUACAGUCACAACAUGGCUGUUUUUUGUAUAUUACAGAAACAUGAGAUUAUCCUACGGUCCAAACUAAUCUGGUCGAGUAUGUUUGGUUAUCAGUGUCAGAGCAGUAAAACUUGUCAGAAAUACUUUGCACAUUCAGUUUGUUGAAUCAUCAACAUCAUUCACAUACUUCAUCUCAGCCUGCUGUGUGCUAUGUAGCAUUUACACUAUUGCUUAUUAUGUACAGAUUUGAUAUGAAACAUUUGCAUUUCAAAGCUUGCAAUUUGAGAAAAAGCAUGUUGUUUUCACACUCUAACUAACCCCGUUUUAAAUGACCUCACUCAACCAAGAAUUUCCAACAGUGGGCUCCAGGAGGAGAUCAUCUAUGAUAUUGUCUAUUUGUAGGACAGCAGCAUCGCUUCACAUUUUUGACUUUUCCUUAUUGUCUCUAUUCUCUAUUGUCUGUUUUCUUUUAUAGUUGUUUUUUAUGAUGGACCUCAAUGUAAUGAUUAUGAAAUUAUAAAAUGUAUGGAAAGAUUUAUAUUUAUCAUAUGUGAUAUGAAACCAAAUAUAUUCUCCAUGAUCCACUUUAUUCAGGCAUACAGAGACACAAUACAUUUAGCAGAAGCUGAGGUGGGAAAGGUAAAUGUCUAUAAAAACUAACAUAGAUAGUUUAACUUCGUAAGAAAAAGCCCUGUGUUUGAUUACUGGUGAUAAUAUGACUGCGUUGUCUCAGCUCUACUUUACUUUUUUUGUACAUUUUUCUUUGGAAAUGGUGACCUGUAUGUUUUUUUGUGUUUUGUAAACUGUUUUUUUCACAUUUUACUUCUCAAUCUUUAUCAUGAUAAAUAUCGAAGUUGAAUGAAAGAUGGCUCAGAAUAUUCUGAAUGAUUGUCUCAAGGACAUGGCAUCACACAUCUCAUGUUUCCUACUUCUGUUUACAUUUUAUAAAUGACAGUUGUAUCACUUUUGUUAAAUUCUCCCAUAGCUAUGACAACCACCCUAGACUGUAUCACAACCUCUUCUGUUGUUCCAUGUUAUCAAAGUAUAAUUCCAUUCAUGUAAGUAUAUUUUGCAUGUAAUUAAAAUGUCCAAUACUUGCACUAUACUUUAUAAAUAAUGAAAGAAUGUUUUGAUUACAUAGGAUUUAACAUCUCCCAUCAUUCAUAUGCAUAAUGCUUGUAGUGUAUAAAUAAACUGCAUGCAAGACAUUGCUAUAACCAAUUUCACUGAAAUGCCAAAAUAAUAAAGAUGACAUGUUCCUCAA
Molecule: messenger RNA, 8455 nt
Organism: Pseudoliparis swirei
Lineage: Eukaryota; Metazoa; Chordata; Actinopteri; Perciformes; Liparidae
Gene: scn1laa
Product: sodium channel, voltage-gated, type I-like, alpha
Exons: 26
Coding region: 609-6578 (1989 amino acids)
Biological process (GO): membrane depolarization during action potential; sodium ion transmembrane transport; neuronal action potential
Cellular component (GO): plasma membrane; axon; voltage-gated sodium channel complex
Molecular function (GO): voltage-gated sodium channel activity
Source: RefSeq, a predicted model, not a curated record